UUAUGCACACCCCUUCCAAUAAAGUCUUACCAAUUAAACUCUCUUGUGSAUUUGUGGGGUUAAACUGUGUUUCCUUUUCUACUCAUUUAAUAAAAUAAUCAUACGAAGCGCUUGUCAUUACUGAAGAGUCGGACAUUGUGUUUCCCUCAAUGUGCAUUUGAGCUAAACUUUCCUUUUGGUUUGGGGUGUUKUUCAUAUAUGUSGUCAAAGAGAACAGYUCCUGCCUCCAGAUUGGGAAAUCRGUUCAUUAAAAUAUUGUGCAUUGCUUUUCAUAAAGAACAAAUCAUUUUAUUUGUUACAGCUUUUAAAAUGAAAAUGUGUGUGUUCAGGCUUGUGCUCUGAACAUUUUUYAGUGUAAAAUCCCUCUUUKUAUGAUCUGGUAUAACAGUUCACUAUUGAUGCARGGCUGUGAAGGUUUUCUUUGGUUACUUUUAACAGGCUUUGACAUUUUUUAAAUAUCUAAGAGAUUCUGUAAGAAUACUACAGCAGGUGUURUGGUGAUGUACUUUAAAGUCAAGUCCAUUUCUGUAUUUUUAUGUGAUUGUGAAAUUGCAUAAUCCCACUCCUUCUGAUCCCAGUGUGCUAAAUAUCAGGGUCARAGCUGAAACAAWUUUUUUGUAGUGUAUUUUAUUUGUCAGUUUCCUGAUAAUUAAGGUCAAAUUGUSRUUUAACAGUUCCAUCACAAGAUUCCARGUUUAUGWUACGCUUUGAGGUUUUCGAGUGAAAAYUAAAAUGAUGAGUUCACUACAUUUUUGCAUUUAUCUUGUGGGAGUUUUGCUCACUUGAUAUAAAAUAUAUUUGAAUGCUGUUAUUUUUAAUUUAUUUACUUUCUCCAUCUAUUCAGCUUAUGCUAAAAUUGCCAACAUUAGUGGUUUUGUUUUAUUUAAGAAAAUAAUCUUGAUGAAAUGACACAUUAAAACAUGGAACAAAAGAAAAGUUCAUCUUUGGCAACAAAACAAUAUUCACAGCCAAAUAAUCCAAUCCAUUUGUGUCUGAAUUAAUUUUAGAGUACUUGAGGAUGCCUCUAAUGUAAAUGAGAAAUUCCCUUAUUUUCUUGAUUGUCUGUAUUGUCAAAGACAGGCAUGUCUAGGAACAUUAUUUCAACAAUAUACUGAAGAGGUUAAAUUUGUGUGGAAUUUAUUUAUUCAUUAUUACAACAGUUCUGACAAAGUGGAACUGUUUUAUUCUAAGUUAARCUCAAAGGAUCCUACAUCACUUCUAUUUUCAGUUAAUCAAAACAAACCAUACUACACUGAUUAAUUAUUAAACUAUUUUGAAGGUGAGGAGCGUUUUUUGUCCUUAUUUGUAAUAAAGGAGUAAUAGUCUAGACUCUAUGUGAACCUUUAAGAAUUUCUACUUCAAUGAGCAUGAUGCUCAUUCUGGACUCUAAGUGACGCUGUUGGUCAAUGCAUGUCCUCUAAAAUGUUACAUCACAUUCUCCUCCCUUGUUACUGUGGCCAAUGAGAGUAKAGCUUACARUUUUCCUCAUCUCUGCGGACAUCACAGCAUUAAAGCCACUUCAACGAAGAAAUAGGAAAGGAUAUUUAAAAGCUAUAUACUUUUGCUUCAAYUCUAUUUUUUUCAUUUUCACAKAAAACCCUGCUUCUAUCGUUUUACAGUAUUCUUUAUUAUUUAUUUAUUUGAGYUUUUACCAUGGCUCGUGGAAUACGASCACAUAGAGGAUGGCGUGAUGGAUUCAGACAGAAAUUAUUGCAUCUUUUUCUCCUUUGUCACCUCAGCUCUGUWGUUACCGGCCAUAUCAGAUAUUCGAUCCCAGAGGAAAUGAAGAAAGGCUCACUGAUCGGUAAUGUAGCACAAGACCUCGGUUUGGAUCUGAAGAGAUUGCGUUCCGGUCAUGCCCGUAUCGUGAGUGGAGAAAGCGUCCAGUAUACCGAGCUGAACGCAGACAAAGGGAUUUUAGUUGUGAACGAGAGGAUUGACCGAGAGCAGCUCUGUGGUGACACAACGCCGUGCAGUUUCAGUUUUGAGAUUAUUUUAGAGAAUCCUAUGGAGCUGCAUCAAAUUACGGUCGAGAUUACGGAUAUAAAUGAUCAUUCUCCCAUUUUUGAAACCGAUAAAAUAAAUUUUGACAUUAGUGAGUCGGCUACAACUGGAGCUCGUUUUUCAUUARCUCGUUCWGAAGACCCSGACGUGGGUGUGAACGGUUUGAGAGAAUAUUUCCUGAGUGAAAAUGAUCACUUUGUUCUCAAGCAACAUUCAAAUGCAGACGGAAAGAAAUAUGCAGAGAUGGUUCUUCAGAAACAUUUAGACAGAGAGGUAAACCCAAAUCUUUCGCUGAAACUGAUCGCUGUGGACGGAGGAACACCUCAGAGAUCUGGUACCGUAAAUAUUAAUGUCGCUGUUCUUGAUGCUAAUGACAAUGCGCCUGUUUUCAAUCAGUCUGUGUAUAAAGCUGUUGUGACGGAAAUGUCUCCUAAAGGCACGUACGUCACCACUGUUAAUGCUAGCGACGCAGAUUUUGGGUCCAACAGUAUUGUUACGUAUCAUUUUUCAGAUCGCAAAAGUGGUCUAAAUAAUUUAUUUCGGAUGGAUGAAAUUACAGGAAUGAUUUAUAUAAAUGGUGACAUUGAUUAUGAAAAAGAAAAAAAGUUCGAAAUCAGAAUUGAUGCUAAGGAUCAAGGCGGAUUGACAGAUUCAAGUAAAGUAAUUAUUGAAGUGAUUGAUGUAAAUGAUAACGCCCCUGUCAUAAGCGUGACGUCAUUCACUAAUACUGUGUCAGAGGAUUCUCCUCCUGGAACUACUAUUGGUAUUAUUAAUGUGAAAGAUCUGGAUUCCGGUGAUAACGGACAAGUCAGCUGUAGAAUUGACGGAAAUGCGCCUUUUAAAAUGAAAUCAAAUCUAAAAAAAUAUUAUACUCUAAUAACAGAUGCUGCAUUAGACCGAGAAACAGUUUCAGAAUAUAACGUCAGUGUUAUUGCUAUAGAUGGUGGAAUACCUCCUCUCUCAGCCCAAAUUACGUUUAAUGUAAAAGUUUCUGAUGUGAAUGACCAUGCUCCAAUUUUUUCACAAAGUGCUUACAGCGCCUUUAUGAAGGAGAAUAACUCCCCAGGUUUGCCUUUUAUUACACUGACAGCCAAAGAUCCCGAUGAGAAACAAAAUGCUCGUAUAUCUUAUAUUUUAGAGGACACAAAUAUUGGUGGAUCUUCAGUAUCCACAUAUGUUUCUGUAAAUGUAGAAACUGGAGUCAUACAGGCAAUGGGCACAUUUGAUUAUGAACAGAUUAAAGAGAUAACUUUUGUUGUUAAAGCACAAGAUGGGGGCUCUCCUCCUCUCAGCAGCAACGUGACUGUGAAACUGAUCAUCCUGGACCAGAAUGAUAACCCCCCUCAGGUUCUGUAUCCAGUCCAGACUGGUGGCUCCAUGGUGGCUGAAAUGGUGCCUCGUUCAAUGAGCUCGGUAACGGCCCAGGCUCGGUAUUCCAUACCGGAGGAGCAAUCGGAGGGGUCUUUUGUUGGAAACAUUGCCAGGGAUUUGGGCUUGGAUUUGCCGAGGCUUGUGGGAGGUAAUGCUCGUAUUAUUACAAAGGAUAGCCAGCAGUAUGUGGAUUUAAACCGAGAGAAAGGCAUUCUUGUUAUUAAAGAGCGAAUUGACCGAGAAGAGCUGUGCGGAAAGACGACGCCCUGUAGCUUCAGCUUCGAGGUGAUUUUAGAAAACCCCAUUCAGCUCUACCGGGUUACWGUAGAGGUGGUGGAUGUCAAUGACAACAGCCCGUCCUUUCAAAAGAAAGAAAUAAACCUAAAAAUUGUUGAAAGUGUUGCGCCCGGGACUCGUUUCUCUCUAGUGAGYGCAGAUGACCCGGAUGUUGGCAUAAACGACAUUCAGAAAUAUGUGUUGAAACCUUUAGAUCACUUUAAAUUGGAAGUGCAAAAUCAACCCGAUGGAGGGACGUUCAUUGAAAUUGUUUUACAAAACGCUCUGGAUCGAGAGAAGGAGGACACGCACACGCUUGUGCUGAUAGCCGCUGAUGGGGGCGAACCACGCAGAUCAGGAACAGUCAGCAUCCAUAUUACUGUGCUAGACGCUAAUGACAAUGCUCCRGUGUGCCGUCAGUCAGUGUAUAAAUCCGAGGUGAGGGAGAACUCUCCCGAAGGAACAGUGGUCACAACAGUGGAGGCAGAUGACGCAGAUAAAGGAGUUUACGGCGAGGUGACGUUCUCCAUCCCUCAUGUCGGAAAAGAGGCGAAGCAGCUCUUCGAUGUAAAUGUUACAACAGUACCAAAAAGAUGA
Molecule: messenger RNA, 4248 nt
Organism: Poecilia reticulata (guppy)
Lineage: Eukaryota; Metazoa; Chordata; Actinopteri; Cyprinodontiformes; Poeciliidae
Source: RefSeq, a predicted model, not a curated record